AAAGUGUAGUCUUAUUUGAAUGAUAAUAAUACUGUAUUUGUGUUUUUGUGUAAAUCGUAUGAACACAACGUGAAUAUAAAUCCCAAUCAAAGUGGAGUUAAAAGAAACAAAAAAUUGAGUGUUUGUUGGACUUGUGAUCAGUAAGUCUUUAGUGGAGUUUUAAUUGAGUUUUCGUUUCGGUGAUAGAGAUUGUGUGUAAUAGUAUUGGUUGUGAUCAUCAUUACCAUUAAGAUGUCAAUAGUGAUAGUAAUGCUAAUAAGAGCCGUUUGGCUACUAAUCGGUCCAUCAGUCGGAUGCGAUGCGACAAACGCUGAAUCAAUAGUGGAUUUAAGUCAUCCCCUUAACAGCCAAACCCUCCAUUGGCCAGAAGCCAGAGAUUUCGAGCUCAGAGUCACUCAAAACGGAACCGUCAGACGAGGGGAGACCAACAUUUGGAUACAGUCGGAUGAAAUAUAUAUGGCCACACAUACGGGCACUCAUUUAGAUGCCCCAUGUCAUUUUUCUCGGGGAAAGUGGUCGGUGGCAGACAUACCAAUAAUAAACUUAGUGGACAGACCGGUGGCUGUGAUCGAUGUGGUGGCCCAGUCUGUGGCCACCCGUGACUACGAGCUGAGUGUCGAUGAUAUACAUUCAUGGGAGAAAAUGAAUGGACAAAUACCAGACAACUCAGUCAUAUUAGUGCGCACGGGUUGGGCCCGGUUUUGGCCUAAAAAGUUAGAGUACUUCGGAACGGAGACCAAAGAGAUACCGUUACUGCACUUCCCAGGAGUACAUCCCUCGGCCGCCCAAUGGAUUGUCGACAACCGGCAGAUUGUGGGCAUUGGUAUCGACAGUCCGAGUAUAGAUCACGGACAGAGCAAACAGUAUAAGUCUCACCAGAUAUUGAACGCCAAGAAUAUAUAUCUAUUAGAAAAUAUUGCGCAAACCAUUCAUAAACUGCCGGCCAUUGGGUCUUCACUGACACUAUUGCCCCUCAAAAUAGAGGGGGCGAGCGGUACGUCUGUCACCGUAAUCGCACGGAUCGAUGCCAAACACACAUCCAUUUCAGCCAAAUGUGCGCCCAAUUUAUCGCUGGCUUUCAUGCUCUCACUGUUGGCAUCAUUUGUAACAUUAAGAUAUAUUAUCUCUUAAAUUAUCGCAUCUUUUAUGUGAAAACAUUAGAUCUAUUAUUAUUACAGCAAACCAUUGAUUUGAUGUUUACUAAAU
Oppiella nova is the source of this 1206-nucleotide messenger RNA. The record is from the annotation of a GenBank genome assembly. Lineage: Eukaryota; Metazoa; Arthropoda; Arachnida; Sarcoptiformes; Oppiidae.